Podarcis lilfordi (Lilford's wall lizard) is the source of this 405-nucleotide messenger RNA. NCBI's taxonomy places the organism in Eukaryota, Metazoa, Chordata, Lepidosauria, Squamata, Lacertidae. The record is from the annotation of a GenBank genome assembly.
AUGGCUACUCUCAGUGAGACAGAUCUGGAGAGGGGAAAAGACUCUGCCUGCUGCAGUCUCAAAGCUGAGUCUUCAGGCCCCACUUCCAGAGAUGCAGCCUAUUCUCUGCGCCUCUGCCACCCUCCUGUCUCUCACAUCCAUGCCCGUCCUGUUUUCCAGCAUUCACUGUGUUUGAUCUUCCUGGAAAAACUACCCAAAAUCAGUGCUGCAAGAGCCAGGACCACUUGGAACAGUGAGCUGAAUGCAUGUCCUGCAGUUGUAAGGUUACAAUGGAUUUCUCAGUACUCUGAAUCCUGUCUCCCUUGCAGCUUUGUUCCAGCUCUGAGCUGCAUUGAGAAAGUGGCACGACAUACUGCAGGUCCUCCUGCUUUUCCCUGUAGCCAUUGUGAGCGUGGCAGGUUGUAG